AUGUCGCAGAAAGUCUUUUGGGCGCUGACCUGCUCGCUGCUGUCGCUCAGUGGGUUCCUCUUUUUAUUCCUAGUAGGGGUUCUAAUCAAAGUGCAGCCCGAGUAUCUCAAAAUCAGCAAGAGCGUUGCGAGCUCAGUGUCCAUAUUUGAGUCCGCGUGUCUGUACGGGACGCUAUUUGUCGUGUCCUCCAUGAUCUAUUACAAGGAGACGAGGAAGAACGGGCGUCAGGAGCUCGGUGGGUCGACGCUGGAAGAGCGCCAGAGUUUGCUGCACCAGCCGGUGGUGAGCUACAGCUAA
Molecule: messenger RNA, 297 nt
Organism: Peronospora matthiolae
Lineage: Eukaryota; Oomycota; Peronosporomycetes; Peronosporales; Peronosporaceae
Source: the annotation of a GenBank genome assembly